AUGGUACUGCAACCUUUAGAUGAUCUUCUGCUACCUGCUACUACCGGGGCGUCGCGAUUUGUUGGAGCUACAAAAGGCCGGAGGUUUUCACGAGCACAGGGCGUGAUAUUUGGACGGCUGAAGCAGACCGAGAGUUCUUCUCUGAAGGUUGAAGAGUUAUGUCAGUCAGCCCGUGGUCCGGGUGGAAUGAUCGACUCCAGUCGAAGUGCUCCCGUGCUUGGUGCCUCUGGACAGCCGAUACCAGCGUUGGAAACAACAACCACAAGAGCACACUGUGAGCAGCAACAAGGCCAGACGGCGAUUAAAUAUUUAUGCAGUCACCGGUACGUGAUGUUCACACCGAAGCUUACCAUCAAGAAAGUCAAGAAAGUCAAGAAAGUCAAGAAAGUCAAGAAAGUCAAGAAAGUCAAGAAAGUCAAGAAAGUCAAGAAAGUCAAGAGAGUCAAGAAAGUCAAGAAAGUCAAGAAAGUCAAGAAAGUCAAGAAAGUCAAGAAAGUCAAGAAAGUCAAGAAAGUCAAGAAAGUCAAGAAAGUCAAGAAAGUCAAGAAAGUCGAUAAAGUCGAUAAAGUCGAGAAAGUCAAGAAAGUCAAGAAAGUCAAGAAAGUCAAGAAAGUCAAGAAAGUUAAGAAAGUCAAGAAAGUCAAGAAAGUCAAGAAAGUCAAGAAAGUCAAGAAAGUCAAGAAAGUCAAGAAAGUCAAGAAAGUCAAGAAAGUCAAGAAAGUCAAGAAAGUCAAGAAAGUCAAGAAAGUCAAGAAAGUCAAGAAAGUCAAGAAAGUCAAGAAAGUCAAGAAAGUCAAGAAAGUCAAGAAAGUCAAGAAAGUCAAGAAAGUCAAGAAAGUCAAGAAAGUCGAUAAAGUCGAUAAAGUCAAGAAAGUCAAGAAAGUCAAGAAAGUCAAGAAAGUCAAGAAAGUCAAGAAAGUUAAGAAAGUCAAGAAAGUCAAGAAAGUCAAGAAUGUCAAGAAAGUCAAGAAAGUCAAGAAAGUCAUGAAAGUCAAAAAAGUCAAGAAAGUCAAGAAAGUCAAGAAAGUCAAGAAAGUCAAGCAAGUCAAGAAAGUCAAGAAAGUCAAGAAAGUCAAGAAAGUCAAGAAAAUCAAGAAGGUUAAAAAAGUCAAGAAAAAUCAAGAAAAUCGAGACGUUGAGAAAGUAAAGAACACCGAAAAAGUUAAUAUGAAAGCUACUAAAAAAAAAUAA
Molecule: messenger RNA, 1191 nt
Organism: Malaya genurostris
Lineage: Eukaryota; Metazoa; Arthropoda; Insecta; Diptera; Culicidae
Exons: 4
Coding region: 1-1191 (396 amino acids)
Source: RefSeq, a predicted model, not a curated record